CAGGGAGAAAUACUGUGACGCCCCAGAACAGUCUGUAUGGACGCGUGUUGCAUUGUGUUUACUUGAUGGAUAUCCACACGUCAAGAUGACGUCCACGUCUCUCGUUGCAGCAUUUUCGGGGAUUGGGUUACUUUUCUUUUUACCGCGCGGGCUCAAAAGUUACCUGGACAAUCUCCUCCAUUUUACAAUGGUUCGUUUCGAGCUAUUGGUGAAAUCGUACGGAUGAGACCAAGUGAUGAUUCAGGCUUAAUCGUCAAAGAAGUACUGUUCUUCGAAGAGCUUUACGACAGCACAAAUCUGAAGGCGGCACUAAGAAUUCAUACAUCGAACGAAACGUCUACCUACUUUCAAGACAUCGAGACCAGGCAGACAUUUCUUCAUACAGCAUCAGCGCACAGCGCAACAUGCAACCUCAUUAAGCCGAGCAGCGAUAUUGUCGGUCCACUCGAGACUAAGGAUGGAUGGCCCUACUUCUACCUGAGGGACCUGCUAACGUCCACUCACUGGAACACGACACCCGAUGAAGCCCACUAUCCAGCACGCAACAUGUCCUGCGACGUGUGGAUAACGGAGACCAUGCAUAAGGGCAGGCCUCUUAUCGUCGCCAUGGCCGUAAACUCACGUUCAUGGGGAUCUACCACCGGGACCAUGCAGGCACCCGUGUCUGUUCACAUACGAUAUACCAACAGUGAAGAUGACGACGACAUUGAAAUUAACAUAUUCGAUUUCGGUGCUUUUGGAGACCACAUCCACGAUGACCUUCUGCAGCUUCCAGAUGGUGUCUUCUGUGGCGGUUACAAAAAAGCCGUCUCUCUGCCUCCACUUCGAGAUCUGAAGGUAUUCAACUACCGCGUGGAGAUGACGUCAUCCGACUACAGCGCUACGCACUACAGUGAUGUUUGGGUCAAUCUAGACCGUAUGUUGUACAGAAUUGAUUACGAGCCCUCAAACGGCACUGUUUCUCGCCGGAAACGAGCGCUUAUUGUAUCUGGAAAUGAAGAUGCAAUCUAUCAGAUUACUCAGAAGAAAAACAUACGUUGCAAGGUAAAAAGCAUACUUGACCUGAAGUUUGACGUGCAAAUGAUCACCGAUCCAAGUUUGAUCAAGCACAUGACACCAGCUACAAUUUUCAGUGGUGAUAAUGACAACAUAAAACUGACAUACAAGAAACAGACAGUGAAACGGGGAAUUCCGUGCCAUUUAUGGGAAGUGUUGCGCACGGACUGGCCGCCCGAGUCUAACGGCUUUUCCACGCUGUGGGAAUGGUGUUUCGUCGUUCCCAAAGGGGAAGAGGGAAAGCGUUCAUCUGGCAACACGUAUAUGGUCAGCCUUGAUAUCACGGUGCUUCAGGUUCCGAGCGACAGCGAGAGCUCUCUGCCCCUCAACGAGGGUACCCGGUUAAGCUACCAUUUCUACGACUCGUUCAAAAACCCGCCGGAACUCAUUGAUUUGCAUGGCUUCGACAUUUCGCCAUGCUACAAGGGCAAUGAUUCUGUGGACGCCUAUCUCGAAGUGAAACUAUCAUCGCCUGACUACUCCACGCUUUCUUCAGUUUCUACGAUCAACGACCCUAAGUUCUUGUCUGCUUGGCGCAUGGCACUCGAUCAGGCUUCUUCUCUUUCGGACCAUUCCUUGCGCAUCACGCGCGUCAGAGGGUACUUCACGGAGAAUGACACACUGUUGAUCACGUUCACCUUGCUGGACCGAUUUCCUGCUGAUGCGGAAGUAGACAUCGUGGACAACCAAGUUGACUUAGAAGGCAUGCAAGAUAACCUGAACAAAUCCGUGAGCGAAGGCAGCCUUGGGAUAACAUAUAAGGGGGUGAAUCUUACAGCAUCGUCCUGGGGCUUAGGACUGCCUCUUACGCUCAAGCCGGGACCUGCACCUCCACCAACAACGGCUGAAACCACGUCAAUUCAAACAACCACUAUGGCGGAAACCACUCCCACCGAGGAAGGGACCACAGCGGCAUCUUCGAGGGCAACUACCUCAGCCGCCGCCUCCACCACCUCCUGGGAGGUCAUCACCGACCCCGUGGUGACGGAUGAAAAGACUCAGUGAUUGGGACAGCACUACCACUUUCCCACACGACAUCAUAACUGAGCUUCCAGAGGCCUACUCUGCCAUGUCGAUGCGCUAUUCUCCCGGUGUAGUCGGAGGCACAACGGCCGGACUUUUCCUGCUCGGAGCGCUGAUAGGGGCGUCGGCUACGUACGUUAAGAGCGCGUUCUUCUCAACCGUGUCGCUUCCCACAACGGUGUUUCACUGAGUGACGCCAGUCUACUCAAUGGCGCGCAAACGUUGAAUUAUUCAUUCACGACGUGGUAACGGUACUCAUAUUACGUUUUAACAUUUCCCAUUGCGCGUAGUACGCGAAGAUCUCACAAACAUUUAUUGUGAAGUACCAGGGGUCUAACUCAAUGUUUUUCUUUCGUUUCAAUGUUGACCACUAGAUGGCCGCCUCCACUAAUGAUACGGCCAAGGUCCUGCAUUUGCCAAAAGUUUUUUUAAAGAAACAAUGCUAAUGCAAGAUUGUUUUUUUUUUUAAGAAUGUGAGCCCGGAGGUUAGGGUAGACCCACUAGUCCUGUUUAGUACAGCGAAUUCCCUUGCAUUUUAUGUAAAACAUUAGAAGUUUCGGACACUACCUGAAAGCGCUCACUACCAAAGAAGCAAUGAGAAAUAAAAAGACGGGGGAUGACUUGACGUCGAAGUUGAGCGUGACGUUGGUGACUAGUCCCGCGGUAGUGAUAUCUUCUCGCUUUCAAGUAUCGCGUUUGCAGAAACUUGUGCAACCCUCGGGGCAGAUAGCAUUGUGCCGCGUGGUAUAAGAGGAGCUAAAGCCAGAACAUUUGCUGAGGGAUAAGCAAGGUCAUCUUUUUUAUCAGUUACUGCUUCUCUGCUGACCACCUCUCUCUCCCCCAAAUUGUCAAUAAUACAAUAAACGUCAUAUAUUACAUUUCUUA
Molecule: messenger RNA, 2964 nt
Organism: Rhipicephalus microplus (southern cattle tick)
Lineage: Eukaryota; Metazoa; Arthropoda; Arachnida; Ixodida; Ixodidae
Source: RefSeq, a predicted model, not a curated record